AUGAGGGAUGAUCAAAACGGACAAAACAGUGAAAACAGAGGAGACAACAUAAACAAUCACAAUAAAAACCAUAACGAUCAGAACAACCAUAAUGGUAAUAAUGAUAACAGCAUUAAUAGUGAAUACCUAAAAACGUCACAUCUACAGAAUAGUUCGGCCAUGGUACACCUAAACGAUCAUAAAAUUACAACAAAGCCAGCUCGCUAUUCUUACAUACAAAGAAGCAAAAUAUAUGCCUUUAACCCAAAUAAUAAAAAAAUAGAAAAUAUUAAUAACGAAUUGCAUAGUGUUCCAAAUUCAUUUGUUCAGUAUUAUGUAUACACCAAUCUAAAUGUUAUAGUACAAAAGAUGCGUUACAUUAGUAUCAUCGAUGAGUAUAAUAAUAUAAUUUCUUUGCAUCUGCCUUAUCAUGCUAGAGUAUAUUACUUAAUGGAAUUAAAAAAUUAUUCAGUGGCUCAUAAAGAAUUACAGAGUUAUGUUUAUAGUUAUUAUGAUCCACAAAUAGACAAAGUUUUCAAGGCUGCAGAGAAAAAUGGCUUUGUCUGUGAAAAUGACAUAAACAAUUUAUAUAAUAUAGUAACUCAUUUAGAAAAUCCAGAACACUAUAAAAAUAAGAGAUACAAUUAUUCCAAAGACAGAGAAAAAUUCCAAAAACAACUUUCGUCCGUUCAUGGCUGCUUAUUAACAAAUCAUAAACAAAAUUACAAAGACAUGAUAUAUGCUGACACAACAAUUUUCGAUUAUUUACAUUAUAUAUACUGUUAUCCGGAAGAUAAAUGUUCAUCAAAAUAUUAUCGUGAUAUGCUUAAUAUAUCUAUGGGAAAAAUUAAUGAAUAUGAACAGAAAAAAAAAAAUGAAGCUAUAAAUAAAAUUAUUGAUGUACACGAAACUGGUGCAUAUGUAAUGAGGAAAAUAAAAGAAGAAUUAAAUCCAAGCUUAAAUUCUGAUGUGGCAGAUUUCGUAAUAGAUGAAAUUAAAUAUAUUAUAGAGAGACUUAAUGCACACUCAGAAAAAAUAAAAUGUGCAUCCGAUUUUAUAAAACAUAUAUAUAAAGAAAAAGUGCAGAACGAAAUCUCAAAAAAUGAGCUUGAAAGUAAUUAUAUUGUAUUAAGUAUUCACCACGGUUCUUUUCGUUUUAGUACUGAACAUGUAAUCAUGUUAGAGGAAAUAUUCAAAAGUAAAGAACAAAUACUUCACAACAUUUGCAGCAAAUUUUUGAAUGAGUUGAAAAACAAAAUAACUGCUCUUAUAAAUUCGGAAUAUUCUUCAUCAAAAUGCACUCCUAUUGUUUCUACUUGUGAAGAAGCCAAAACAUCCUUAGAAUCCUUGCGUACUUCGAGCACCGAAAAACUAGGUAAGCAUGAUCUAAAUUCAAAGCCGGAAAUUGCAUCAGUUAAACAGAGUUAUGAUGGGAAAAUGAUUAAAUUAGCAGAAGCUAUAAAAAGAGCCGAAGAAAUAAUCAAUUCUGUAAAGGACAUCGUUCAGUUUAACACAACCGAAACAGAUACUAUGAAAAAGGAAACAGAUAGAAUAAUAUCCCUAAAUAUAAAUCCACUAUCGAAGGAUAAAAUGCUUUUAGAAGUAAUAGAUUCAAUAAAAAAACAAAAAGAAAAAAUAUCGGAAAAUUCUAACAAAAUAAAAGAAUCUUCUGACGCAGCUGAUGCUUUAAAAGCUGAAGUUGAAGAAUUAAAGAAAGGUAUUGAUGAAGAUCAAUACCUAAAAAAAGAGCUACAACGAGAGAAAUAUAUUUCCAAAAAUGAUGUAGCACAAUCAUAUAUUCUAAAAAUUGGCAAAUUAAAUAAAGGUACCAUCACAUACGUCGUGGAACAACUUAGAUUUAAAAAAAUGGAGGUACCAAACAAGGUAAAAUCAAUCAUUGAUGCUUUUUAUAACGAAAAUUUACAAAUACUCGAAGACGAUUUAGCAAAAAUUUUGUGUGUAACAUCAAUUUUUAUCACAUUAUAUAGCAAAUGCUACAAAAGAAACUGA
Messenger RNA from Plasmodium vivax (malaria parasite P. vivax), 1989 nucleotides. RefSeq names its product reticulocyte binding protein 2 precursor (PvRBP-2), putative. The record is from RefSeq and is a predicted model, not a curated record. The transcript has 2 exons. Bases 1 to 1989 code for a protein of 662 amino acids. NCBI's taxonomy places the organism in Eukaryota, Apicomplexa, Aconoidasida, Haemosporida, Plasmodiidae.